Messenger RNA from Pleuronectes platessa (European plaice), 2685 nucleotides. It is a transcript of the gene med4, whose product is annotated as mediator complex subunit 4. NCBI's taxonomy places the organism in Eukaryota, Metazoa, Chordata, Actinopteri, Pleuronectiformes, Pleuronectidae. The transcript has 7 exons. The coding region runs from base 1403 to 2164 and encodes 253 amino acids. The record is from RefSeq and is a predicted model, not a curated record. Gene Ontology annotation, cellular component: mediator complex; core mediator complex. Gene Ontology annotation, molecular function: transcription coregulator activity. Gene Ontology annotation, biological process: regulation of transcription by RNA polymerase II.
AAAUAUGAGGGUAAUUCAACUUUGUCAAAACAUUUCACUUUCCCCAACCCCACCAGUCUCGCUUUGACUUUGAACCACGCCCCUAAUGAUGAUGCAACACAGGUAAAGUUGAGUUGAUUGACAGGUGAGCUGUAAAGAUUUAAAACUAAGCAAUCCGCUGGUUUCAUCAGAGCCUUCCAAAUGAGCCCUACUCUUACUUUGAAGGUGACCUCGAUGUUUCCGGCCCAGGAACCUAUUGUUUGUGUUUCCAGCUGAACGUCAACAGAAGUCAGCUGACACCUGGAAAGGGUUGCCAGGUCCGGAGCGUCAUCCCCCGUUCACACCGAGACAAAAUUCCGUACACAAGUGAAGCAGCUGGAGAUUUAUAAAUUAAUCUAUAAAGUUCAAUAUUAAAAGAAUAACAACAAAAUAGACAAAGUGUGUAGGUAGUAAAAUGCCUAUUCACAUUAAUAAAACCCUUCAUAACCUGCAUUUUAAGAAAUUGAAAAGACGUCGCUGAUUCUGUGUUCUACAUUGUGUUUGCUCAGAAGCUACUGAUCCAGGUGAGAACCUGCAGUUAAAUCUCAGACUGAUGAAAAAUAAUAACAAGUGAAAAAAGUUUAAAAGAUUCUGAAAGGCACAAUAAUCAACUUUACAAAUAUGUUCCACUUUGCUGUGAGACUAAGAAACUGCUGCGAUUAUUAACUGUGCCACUGUCAAAUAAUGUUUAAGUAAAGAUAAGAGUCACUGAGACGCCUUCGGACAGAAACACACAGUUCAACCAGAACAGUUUCACCUUGCUGAACUGGUUUCUCUGAUAUCACAAAGGUAGCAUGACGCCACCAACAGGCCACCAGAUGAAAUGCACCAUUACCUUGAUUCAAACUACAGGUUUGGCAGGUUUUUACACUUUUCUUCGGAUUAGCUCUGAAGUAAGUAAAGCUAAAUGCUAGGGUUAGGGUUAGCUGCAGGUUAACUCUAUACAUUAUCUCUCUGCUCUUUAUCUCACACUGUUAACCAUCCAAUGCUAACUGCUGGUUAGCUGCAGGUUAACUCUAUACAUUAUCUCUCUGCUCUUUAUCUCACACUGUUAACCAUCCAAUGCUAACUGCUGGUUAGCUGCAGGUUAACUCUAAACUAACUUUACGUGUUUCUUUAACAUCCGUGUUUAAUAGAUGUUAAUGUUGUUCUCUCAUCAUGAUUCAGUUUAUCAAGAAGAAAACUACUCUGCUGAAACACCCGCCUCUGAUUGGCUAAUAUCUUUUCAACGUGAGUUGGGUUUAGUAAUACAAUGUCACGAUUGGUUACAGUGAGAGCGAGACACUCCGGAUAAGCCAAUCAGAGGCCGAGCAGGGGGCGGGUCGUGCUGCGAAGAGGAUGAAGCGUCACUUCCUGUCCUGCGCAGCAGCGACGGGACUCCAACAUGGCGUCGGCGGCGGAGAAGUCAACGAAAGAGCGGCUGCUGGCUGUGGUGGAGGAUUUAGAGGUUCUCUCCCGGGAGCUGAUCGAGAUGCUGGCUCUGUCCCGGAGCCAGAAGCUGCUUCAGACCGGAGAAGACGUCCAGGUCCUGCAGCUGCUGGUGCAGAGGGACCGGGAGUUCCAGGAGCUGAUGGAGGUGGCUCAGCAGCAGGGGACGGUGCACCAGGAGAUGCAGCUGCUGGAGAAGGAGGUGGAGAAGAGAGACAGCGACAUCCAGCAGCUCCAGAAGCAGCUGAAGGAGGCCGAGCACAUCCUGGCCACUGCUGUUUACCAGGCGAAGGAGAAACUCAAAUCUAUUGACAAAGCCAGGAAGGGAAGUAUCUCAUCAGAAGAAAUCAUCAAGUAUGCUCACAGAAUCAGCGCCAGUAACGCCGUGUGUGCUCCUCUCAACUGGGUUCCAGGUGAUCCACGCAGACCGUACCCGACUGACCUGGAAAUGCGCAGCGGGAUGCUGGGUCACAUGGCCAACAUGCCGACCAAUGGCGUGAACGGACAUCUGCCUGGUGAUGCUCUGGCUGCUGGAAGGUUACCAGACGUCCUGACGCCUCACUACCCCUGGCAGUCCUCAGACGUCUCCGUGGGAAUGCUGCCUCCUCACCACGGCAAUGACUUCGGCCUAGAGCCCCCUGGUCAUAACAAGGAGAACGAGGACGAUGUGGAGGCCAUGUCGACAGAUUCCUCCAGCAGCAGCAGUGAUUCUGACUGAGUGUGUGUGUGUGUGUGUGUGCGUACGCGUGUGUGUGUGUGUAACUGGUCAAACCUCUUCACCUCUGGUCAUUAAAUUAAAGUUGAGACUCCAACAUGUUAAAUCCCAUGAGACCAAAAGACUCUUUGUGACGAAGCAGCUGUAGCUUUAUAUUUGCUGCACAGUUCAGAGUCGGAUCCUUCUGAACCUGGACGGAGUGAGGAAGUCCACCUGCUCCUGUAAAGAGCUUCAGAGACGCUUCCUACAAACCAGAGCAACUUAAUGUCCUCUGUUAUUUUUCUGUUUCUAUUGUUUAGACAGUUUGGUUUAAAGUGAAUGGAAACCAAGUGAGUCCUCCUUAUCGUCUUCAUGAACAGAAUCAGUCUGAUGUUCCUCUGAAAAGGAGAUGAAGUCAGGUCCGAGGUCUGUUCACUGCAGCCUGUGUGUUCUUAGUAUGAUACAGAUACAUGGUGUUAUUUUACCUUUGUGUAAAGAAUCCUGUAGAUACUCCUCCCUGUAAAUAAAUCCUACUUUUUAAAAUG